AUGGAAGUCCGUCCAAACCAAGCGGCAUGGCUUGUAAAAGCGGACACUCCAUUGCAAGUUGGCAACGCUCCUUUGCCCUCGGCCGGUCCUGGAGAGCUUGUGGUGAAAAAUGCUGCAAUUGCGAUCAACCCGCUCGAUUGCCAUAUGCAAGACACUGGUAUCUUCGUCCAGCAGUGGCCUGCUAUCUUUGGCUGCGAUGUAGCCGGUGAGGUACACGAGGUUGGCCCGGACGUUCAGCGUUUUCAAAAAGGGGAUCGUGUCAUCGGACAUGCUAUAAACUUAACUAGUGGUCGUCCUGAACAUGCAGCGUUUGCACUAUACACAGUUGUCCCCGCUGACAAAGCCGCCAUUCUUCCUAGUAGCAUACCGUUCUCUGAGGGUGUUGUGGUGCCAUUUGCAUUGGAGGCUGCAGUCUGCGCACUGUCUGUCCAAGUGCCCGGUAUAGCUAUGCCAGGUGUUCCAACACCAGCCCUUGGCCUACCCUAUCCCUCUCUACAACACCCGGAGCCAUCUUCAGCAAAGACACUGGUCAUAUAUGGGGGAUCGUCUUCUGUUGGCUCCAUGGCGACACAAUUAGCUACGGCAGCUGGGAUCCACGUUAUCUCCGUCGUUGGCGCUCACAACUUCAAUUUCAGCAAGCGCUGUGGAGCCAGCCAAGUUAUCGACCAUCAGGACCCUUCGAUUGUUGACAAGGUUGUCAAAGCGAUCGAUAGGGCUAAUCAAGACGAAUUUGUUGGAAUCUUCGAUGCCAUCUCUACUCCUGAGACGUACGCCCAUGAUCUCGCUAUUCUCGCCAGGAGCGGUGGAGGUCACCUUGCUUGCACUCACCCUCCUCCCAAUGAAAUACCUGCCAACGUGAAGGCAGGCAUGAUAUUCGCCAUUAAUGAUAUAGCCGCCCCGGUCUGGCGAGAAUACGUGACGCCCGCGCUACGAACUGGUAAGAUACAGUGUCUCCCACCACCGGUAAUUGUCGGAAAGGGCUUGCAACAUAUCCAGGACGCGCUCAACAGGUGCAGAGCCGGCGUUAGUACAGCAAAGCUCGUGGUAGAACUAUGA
This is a messenger RNA of Talaromyces rugulosus, 1056 nucleotides long. RefSeq lists its product as uncharacterized. Bases 1 to 1056 code for a protein of 351 amino acids. The record is from RefSeq and is a predicted model, not a curated record. Gene Ontology annotation, molecular function: oxidoreductase activity, acting on NAD(P)H. NCBI's taxonomy places the organism in Eukaryota, Fungi, Ascomycota, Eurotiomycetes, Eurotiales, Trichocomaceae. The transcript has 2 exons.